Messenger RNA from Nothobranchius furzeri (turquoise killifish), 923 nucleotides. RefSeq names its product apolipoprotein Db (gene apodb). Lineage: Eukaryota; Metazoa; Chordata; Actinopteri; Cyprinodontiformes; Nothobranchiidae. The record is from RefSeq and is a predicted model, not a curated record. Gene Ontology annotation, molecular function: lipid binding. Gene Ontology annotation, cellular component: cytoplasm. Gene Ontology annotation, biological process: brain development; lipid transport; lipid metabolic process.
CAACUAAUAUUAACGUCUUAUUUUACUGUUGCAUAAACCCUCCUGGUAAUGACGAAGAAGAGCAUUGUGGGACAUGAAUGGGUCCAACUGUGUGUCCCUCACCGCGUCAGCAGUCUCACGGGGAGAGAAUGUGCGCAUGACGACAAUUAUCCAGCUGUCUCGUGCUACAGAGCUCUUCCUGAGAGCGCCAGACACGCUCAGCCUGGCUGGAACGCAAACUUCAGCACAACACCUGCAUCCGUAAAAGCUCAGGCAGUCAUGUCUGCUGUCUACCUCCUCCUGCUGUUGCUGCCUCUGAUCUCAGCUCAGACGACACGCUGGGGUCCCUGCCCGACGCCACAGGUGCAGCCCAACUUCAACGUUCAACAGUACCUGGGAAGGUGGUAUGAGAUAGAAAAACUCCCCGCUUCCUUUGAACGAGGAAAGUGUAUGGAAGCAAACUACUCUUUGAGGAAAGAUGGGACCAUCCGAGUGGUGAACACUCAGAUCUAUAAGGACAAAGUGAGAGUUGCAGAAGGAACUGCUGUGAUUCCUGACGUGAGAGAAGCAGCCAAACUUGGAGUUAGCUUCUCCUACUUUACUCCCUACAGCCCAUACUGGGUCCUGACCACUGACUACUCCAGCGUGGCGGUUGUGUACUCCUGCACGGACGUCCUCCGCCUGUUUCACAUUGAAUAUGCCUGGAUUCUCUCACGCUCACGCUUCCUGCCUCCAGAGACGGUUCGUUACGCCCAAGAACUGCUGAUCAAAGAAGGAAUCGACGUUUUCAGGAUGAAGAUGACUGAUCAGAAGAACUGCAAGGAUAACUAGAGCUCAGACAGGCUCCUAAUAGUUGCUCCUAAUGACACUGGCAACUCCUCAGAAUAAAACUAUAUCACAUUUGAUUUCAACCCAUUCAGACAAAUAAAGUGAUUAAACAUCAA